GGAGCGGCGCAGGCGCGGUGCUGGCCGCCGCCGGUAUCCCAUCGGCCUGCGCGGGCGGCGGGACGCGGUGCUGGGGCGGCAGGCCGAGCAUGUCGGAGAAAAAGCAGCCGGUGGACCUGGGGCUCCUGGAGGAGGAUGAUGAGUUUGAGGAGUUCCCGGCAGAAGAUUGGACUGGUUUAGAUGAAGAUGAAGAUGCACAUGUCUGGGAAGACAAUUGGGAUGAUGACAAUGUAGAAGAUGAUUUCUCCAAUCAGUUAAGAGCUGAAUUAGAAAAACAUGGCUACAAGAUGGAAACCUCCUAAACUUUUUUUCUGGCUGAACAUGGGAGUGGUUUGGUAUUGAACUGUUGACAGACUCUACGGAGAAAAGAAGAGGUGGAAAAUGACAGAUUUAGUUCAUUGUCUGCUUGGAUUUAUUAUUGUUUUGUAUAAAAUAAAAAGGUUUUAAUUUUA
Molecule: messenger RNA, 452 nt
Organism: Pogoniulus pusillus (Red-fronted tinkerbird)
Lineage: Eukaryota; Metazoa; Chordata; Aves; Piciformes; Lybiidae
Gene: SEM1
Product: SEM1 26S proteasome subunit
Exons: 3
Coding region: 90-302 (70 amino acids)
Biological process (GO): proteasome assembly; double-strand break repair via homologous recombination; mRNA export from nucleus
Cellular component (GO): proteasome complex; proteasome regulatory particle, lid subcomplex
Source: RefSeq, a predicted model, not a curated record